Messenger RNA from Thunnus maccoyii (southern bluefin tuna), 3350 nucleotides. It is a transcript of the gene prkab2, whose product is annotated as protein kinase, AMP-activated, beta 2 non-catalytic subunit. Gene Ontology annotation, cellular component: nucleotide-activated protein kinase complex; nucleus; cytoplasm. Gene Ontology annotation, biological process: signal transduction. The transcript is spliced from 8 exons. Gene Ontology annotation, molecular function: protein kinase binding. Bases 173 to 979 code for a protein of 268 amino acids. The record is from RefSeq and is a predicted model, not a curated record. Lineage: Eukaryota; Metazoa; Chordata; Actinopteri; Scombriformes; Scombridae.
GCGUUGUCAUAAUCGACACUGACGUCGUCAAAAAGACAAAUAGCUUGUCAGUUGUUAGAAAAUGACAGCUAGCAGCAGCUAGCUAACCGUAAGCUUAAAAUAUUCCGCUGUCAAAGUGAUCUGAUCUGAGUUGGGCGGGGAGACUGUGCAGCACUAUAAAUAGUGUGACAUUAUGGGCAACACAAGCGACCGGGUGUCUGGAGAUCGCCAUGGCUCGAAGGCCCACCGCUCAGACAGCAGCGGCAGUCACAAAGACCAUGACCACAGCAGUAAGAUGGUGGACAGCACAGAUGACCCAAACAUCUUCAACACCCAUGGCCCAGAGUCCAAGGCGGUAGGAGAGAAAGAAUUCACCCCAGAUCUGGAUGACCUGGUGAAAACUGGUCCUCAGGCGCGACCCACUGUCAUCCGCUGGGCUGGAGGGGGGAAGGAGGUCUACAUAGCUGGUUCCUUUAAUAACUGGAACACCAAGAUACCACUGAAUAAAAGCCAUAAUGACUUUGUAGCGAUCCUGGACUUGCCUGAAGGAGAGCACCAGUACAAGUUUUUUGUAGAUGGACAGUGGGUCCAUGAUCCUUCAGAGCCGGUGGUAACCAGCCAGCUCGGCACCAUCAACAACCUGAUCCAGGUGAAGAAGUCUGACUUUGAGGUGUUUGAUGCGCUGCAGGUCGACUCUCUGGAGUGCUCAGAUACAUCAGAUCUGUCCAGCUCCCCUCCAGGUCCGUACGGACAGGAGCAGUACAUCUUCAGACCUGAGGCGCAUUUCAAGGCCCCGCCUAUACUCCCCCCUCACCUGCUUCAAGUCAUACUCAACAAGGACACCAACAUAUCUUGUGACCCCGCCCUGCUGCCUGAACCCAACCACGUCAUGUUAAAUCACCUGUACGCCCUCUCAAUAAAGGAUGGAGUUAUGGUGCUGAGCGCGACUCACAGAUAUAAGAAGAAAUACGUCACAUCUCUGCUUUACAAGCCUAUCUAAACCUUAUCUCGGGUGCUCCACAGUGCUUUUAGAGAGCAGCAUGUUGUUUUGUUUUUUGUAUCACCACAUUUAGCCAAAUCUUGCACUGAAACAAGUUUACAGGCGAGUUGAAGGUCAGCGGCUGAGACUGUGGCUUGGUUUUUAAAGAUUGCACUUCUGUCUACAUAGGGCUCUGAAAAAAAAAGUAGCAAAGUGGGCAUCAGAUGGGUGUCAGAGAGAUGAAAACCGAUCUGUGGCUUUUUUUGUGUGUGUGUCUGUACCUGUUACAUCUACAGACGGAUAAGAGACUUGACGAAAUCACUGUGUGUGAGUGUUUGCUGCACCUUAUGCAUGUCAGUGUGUAAAAAGAGAUUUUUCAUAAGAAGAGGCACAGCGAGGAUGCACAGACCUGUCAUGUGCUACCUUGACCGAUGUUUAACUCAUGGUUACUUUUAAAGGAUGCUCUCAUUACAUGAGGGAUUUUUGAGUGUUAUGGUUAGAUUUUAAAAGUGUUCUUGAACCGACUCGAUUAAGUUUUUAACAAAUUGACUCGAUGUAAUCCCAGUCGGGGUCUAGGUACUGAAGAGAGCAGCAAACAUGGAAAAGUGCAAGAACUGAAUUAUAACUCGAGGUAGACUCAGAAAAGCAUGAUAUCUGUGCUUGUUUAGGAGGCAGCAGCGAACAGCAACCUCUGAUGUUAUCCAUAUUACAUGUUGAGUUUCUCCAAAGUUCAGCCAUCAUUCACUGAAAUCUCCUCCAUGAAUUCAAGCCCAUAAUUCCAGUUUUGUUCAUGUAACGUUGGUCAAAGGUCGCUGUUUGGUUCUGCUGUUGCCUUUAUCUUGACGUAAUGUUGCGAGCACUUUACCAUCCUGUGAGCAGGAGUGUUGAUAUAAGCUUUUAACUAUGCAGCCUGACAACUCUUUAUUGUAGCUCUGGUCUGUAGAAUCCAAUUUGUGCUCUUUUUUUUUUUUUAGAUAUUCAAACCUUGCAGUGCUUUAUAUAUAUAUAUGUGUGUGUGUGUUCGCACCUGUGUUGAGUUUGUAUUUAUCAGACUGGAAUGUACUGUAUAUCUAUUACAUGUAUCGUCAUACACAAAUGUGUGUACACUCAGACAGCUUCAACUUGCUGCUUUGCAUGUAUUGAAUGUCUGCAACAGAUCUGAAGUGUUUCUCAUUUUCACAUGAAUUGACAGGGCUAUAAGGAUGAAUUUAAAGUUGUACAAACUUUGCUCAUGUGUGUAUUAAUAACUAUUUAAGCUAAUCUGUGUUUUGAGGUACGGUGGCUUUGAGACGUGCAGAAGUCUUUUUUUUUUUUUUUCUCACUCGUCAGUCUCGCUGUUUAAUCAUCCUGCUGUUACAGUUCAGUAUAUAACCACAGUUGAUACUCUACAGAAAUGUAAAAGGGGCUUUUAUAAAUCCAGUCGAUGUUUAAUGAGACCCUCUGAAAGUAUUUUGUGAAUGUCGCGCCUCGCCAUGAAGUUUUUUUGAAGACUUGCAGACAUGAUAAGGGAAGUAUGGACAAGCGUCAUGGUGUUUUAAGGCUAAAAACCAAAACUUGAAUUUUACAACCGUUUCAUGAAUGUUUUAAAAAUGCUUUGCAAAGUAAAUAAGUGUGAAGAUUCACUGUGCAAGGUUUAACUUGUUUGCAAAUAAAGAGGACAGGCUGUUCCUGACAUUUUUUUCAUUUUUUUCUUCUUUCUGGUGCAAGUAGCCACUAUUCUGUAUUUGGGAUAAAGACACACCUUUUUAUGUUCUUUGUACAAGUUUUAUAAGUUUAAUGAACCCAGGCUCUGAUGCUAACAUACACUUUGGAUAUUUUAUGUAUUUGUCUUGAUGCUUCCCCUAGUCCUGGAGAAAUUAUAUUUUAUUCCAACUCUUUUUUUUUUAAUAGUUGGAAAUAGUUGACAAAUUAAACUUGAAACAUUCUGGAGCAAAUAGUCUGAAUUCAGGGAUAAAGACACACUUUUGUGUAUCACCAAUCAAUUCUAGUUCUCAUCUAAGUACAUAAAACAAAAGGAAACUGCACAAGCUUUUUAAAUGUUUUAUUCAAUCUUUCCCAAAAUCGUUCAUUGAUAAUACUUUUGCCAACACAACACACUGUUAACUGUCAUCAGAGACAGGAUCCGUAUGAGUCCUGUAUCGGCUUUCUAGUUCAUUAUGCAAAACAAAACUGUUUUCCAAUCACAUAAAAGCUGCACCAAUCAGAUAGCACUAUAUACACACGCAACUCAGGACCAACAAUUAAUCAUUUCAAAUUCCCUUCUCAAUAACAAAAAGCGAUAAGGCUUUGUUUACGCUCUGACAAGGUGCUGUAUAGAUCCAACAUUUCACAAUCUUUACAGUCAUUGGCUUAUUUUGUAACAGUAGACAAUUCAAAACUUUUCCCUUUAACA